AUGACCAGCAUCUUCAGCAGCUGGGUCGGCUCCAACAAGCUCGCCGUCGAUGUCGAACAGCCGCCAGCCGAUCCAUCUCGCAACCGCGCCCUCAGCUCCGCCUCCAAUCCCAUGUCUCCCAUCGAUCGCGCCACCUCCAUGACGCCAAAAGCUCCCUACCAGUUCUCCUCCCAGCCCGACUGGGGCAUGUCCGCCCGCGACCAUCACCGCGAGACGUCCGAAGCUACGCUCAACGGCCAGGCCAGCGACAAUGGAGCCUCAGCCGACUCGCCUGCCGUGGUGCCCUUCUCCCGCGAACCGUCGCUCAUCCGUCCCACCGCCAGCAGGCCCCAGUCCAUGGCCGGCGCCUCGGAUCUGACCCAUGAUCGCCUCACCGCCUUCAGUUCCACGCUCGGCGGCGUCGACAGCGAAGCUGCAUGGAGCGCCACCCAGCCCGAAUCGGCCAAGAACUCGGCACCACGUCGUCGCAAGAAGAUCGCCCCGCCCGAGCUUCUCGUCAUUGUCAAGCCACCGCCCAGCAAGCAGGCUAAUCCGCUCAACCUCCAGAUCCAGCUCGUCAUGCCCCAGCAGCUCCAGCGUCGCGAAGGCUCCCAGCGCAGAUCGUCCAUGGACUCAUCCGCCGCGCAUCCCGAGCUCACCCCCAGCUCCUCCAACGACCUCCGUCGCAGAGACUCGAUCACCUCGACACGAUCCGCAGGCUCCGAGAUCUCCGCCGCGGGCUCCGUAGCUUCCACCAGCUCCGGAAGACGCGUGACACCGCUCUACAACCUCAACUUCCACACCAUCCUUUCAACCACCGUCAGCGACGCCGGAACCGACCAGAAGGUGGCCAAGUACGUGCGCAAGGGCAUCGACCUCGACGGUUUCGGCGUGCUCGAGCCCGCCGAGCUCGUCGGCGGCGUCAACGAUCUGGCAACGCUCUACCGCAAUGCGGCGGCCGAGCAUGGCUCGUCCACCGUGCACGGUCCGCUUGCCUCGUCUGCGUCUCCGCGCAACGAGACCGACUCGUCCGACAGCAUCGACGAGGCGUCGGCCUUCUCGGCUCCUACGCGCGACAAUGCCGGCUUGGCUGCCGGUGCCGCACCGGGAGUCGAACCGCCCACAUCCUACCAAGCCAUGACGCCAGAGGCGCGUGGCGUCGAAGCGAAUCUGGGUGGCAAGCUUCUCGGCAAGUUUAAGCGCUUCUCGCUCAACGUGCGCCCUGCGAGCUCUUCAGGUGCAACGAGUGCAUUCGGGCCCGAUAGCGCAGCGACGCAGGAUCGCGCCACGGGCAGCGGAUCUUCCAACUCGCACAAUAUGUUUGGCCGACAGCCGAAUGAUCCCGCACGCGCGCCAGGCCACCACGAAAUUCCGCAGUUCUCGCCCGGCGCCGGUGUCGUGGAAGGCAAACGCACCGAGGGAUACUAUUGGACGGUGCGAAAGUGGAACCGCAGGGUGGCGCACGACGGUGGCGAGCACGGCCACCUUGUGAGUCGCACUGGAGCGGCGCCUCGGGCAGCCGAUGGGCAAGGCGCCAAUCCGGUCCUGGCGAGUGUGUGGAAGCGCUUCAACCUGGUCAACCGCAUGGGCGGCAGCGAGGUGCAUCCGCCAGCGUCGCAGAUCCCAGUUCGGUUCGAGUGGUCGCGCGACUCGAGGAAGUCGCGCAGCCGGCGGCGCGCCGAAGUGAUGCAGGCACGGCUGCGCGCCAGCGUCUCGCUCAAUGCGUCGGUGACGAGCAUCGAUCGUCACAUGGGUGAGCCGGCGCGCACCAAUGGCUCGCUGCAUCCGACCACGUCCACCUCGGCACAGUCGCUCGCUGUGGAUGAUGCCGCGCCGAGGCUGAGCAGCGGCGACGUGCUGCGCUCCACCUCGCGGCCGUCGUCGUUUGUGUCGGGCGCAGGACACCGCUCGCCACGCCGCUCGGUCGAUACCUCGGCCGCAGGAUCCUCGGCCCCGCACGGCGACGAUUCGGGCGACGAGUCGGAUCCAGAGGACAGCGAGACGCCCUGGAACUGCCACUUGGUGCUGGGACCGACCACGCGCAUCCCGCUCGGCACGCUCUCGCCUGCGCCGCAUCAUCCCAAGCUCGUCGGCCAGCUUGCUGUGCCCUUCCCGUUGCCCGACCUGAGCAGUACCGGGCUGGGCCCCGACGGUGCUGGUCUCACGCGCGAGGAGCUCAAGGACGUGAUCAUUGUGACGUGCCUCCAUCUCAUUGUCCGCGAGAGCUUUGGCGGGCUCGCACGACGAAGGAGCCACGGAAGCUCCGAGGCGGGCGCGGGUGCCACCGCCGCCUCGAUGGCCAAUGUCAACGGUUGGAGGCUCGCGAGUCUUCCCAAGAAGCAGUAG
Molecule: messenger RNA, 2325 nt
Organism: Moesziomyces antarcticus
Lineage: Eukaryota; Fungi; Basidiomycota; Ustilaginomycetes; Ustilaginales; Ustilaginaceae
Exons: 1
Coding region: 1-2325 (774 amino acids)
Source: RefSeq, a predicted model, not a curated record